AUGUCCGUGCGUGGCGUGGAACGUCCGAGUCUGACAUGGCAAAGGAGGACGGAAGCUCUGUAUCAAGAGAAUGUAAAUCUCAAGCAGCAACUGGGCGCAAGUCGGUCUCCUCCAGAAUCAGUCAUUGAUCAGAAUGCCCGUGAGGACACGCUUGAACCAGCUGCGAAUCCGCUGUCGAAUCCUGCGAUGUCGACCUCGAACUCGGUUCUGAACAAUGGAGGGUCCGACUCUGCUAGUCUCUUGCCCCGACCUCUGACGGCAGAAGCAGAUGUGAAUUUCCCUCCUUCCUGGAAUCAACCAUUUGCUCAAGCCUCGACACGACAAUCUCCCAAUCCAACCGCGACCGUUUCUCGCUCUCUUGCAGGAAUGACGGUUGAAGCAGAUGAGAUUGAUGAGAUUUUCAGACUGUACUUUGCACAUUAUCACUCCCACCUUCCUUUCCUCGACCCCAACAUCUCACCAAAUAGCUACUACGACCAAUCUUCUUUGAUCUUCUGGGCCAUUAUAGGCGUAGGUGUGCGUCGAUAUACUGCAAAUCCAACGUUGUUUGGAUCUCUCGCCGAGCCGAUUCUUCAUCUGCCCUGGCCACCUCUCCACCCGACGCCCGCCGUGAUUCCAGCAAUCCAAGGACUCCUACUCCUGUCGUCAUUCCCAUUUCCUACCGACUCGACAUCCAAAGACACCUCUUACACCCUGUCCGGCAUGGCGAUCAACCUCGCCCUGCAAAUUGGUCUGCACGUGCCCACGUUUUCUCAGGACUACAGCAGAUCCAAAAUGACCUUGACACAACAAGACAUACAACGGCGCCUGCAACUUUGGUUCCAUUGUAUUGUCGUGCAUCAGAAAGCCGCGUGCGGAUUAGGUUACCCGAUCAUGGUAUCUCCCGAUCAACUCCAAAGAUCAAUGGACCCGCGUGGUCUCACGGACUCGAUGACUCCUUUGCUGUUGCUUGAGAUGAGACUGGCUAGUCUUCUAAGCCGGAUCAACACACUCUUUUCGCCGUCAAUGUUUCGUGUCGAAGAUGCUCAGGAUAAGCAUUCCCGGUUUGCGCGAGAAAUGAUGUCUGACACGUUUGAAAAUCAACUGGAUGAACUUGAGUCGGAGCGGAAACUAUCCGAACUCGAAAAACUCUACAUCAACAUAACACGUCUCCAAAUUCGAGUCCAUUGCCUUCAAGAUCGCGAGAACCCAGCGACAAGCGUCAAAGUGACUCAACUGGGGUUAUGCGCCACGUCCAUUAUCGAAUCCAUUGAACGGCUCGAGGUUGAAAUGUCCCUGAUCCAACACUGUCCGCACUACAUAUUCCGCAUCGCGGCUCUCGCAGCGUCUGUCCUUCUCCGCCUCUCGAAACAAUCUCGACCGCCGCCGCCGACCUCGACGUCACGAAAGACUAGCAUCGGAGGUGUUAAUGGUAUCAGCGGCGGCAGUGACGACUACAAUAACAACGACAGCGCUAACCGCCAACAGUACGCCAGACAGCAAUACAAGACGUAUUUCUUCCAGACGAUAUCCCUACUGAGGAAAAUGUCGGUCGAGAGCAACGACAUGCCCAGCCGAAUGGCCAAGAUCUUUUCACAGCUCUGGAGCAUCGACAAAAUUUUCGAGCAGACCAAUACUGUUAAUGCCGCCGCGGCGGCGGCGGCAACGACUUCUUCGUCCACUGGAGCUGUUGUCGUUGACGGUGUAAGUCCAGGAGACGAAUCUGGUUCAUCGUCAGCAUCAUCUUUGUCCGCAGCAUCCCCUCUGAUAGUACAAAGUCGAUUGUCCAUGAGCGUUUUGCAUGAUGCCAUGUGGAGAUGGAAAGAUCGGUUCAAAUGGGCCGGUCAAAAGCAGCAUCAGAAUCAGAAUCAAAAUCGUCAUCAUCAUGAUAGUAAUCAGCACCAGCACUACCACCAACAACAACAACACCACCACCAGGGCCGUCAGAGUUCGAGAGGCAUGGCUAUAGCACAAGAAAAUCACGCCCACCACGACCGCCGUUCCUCCAUGGCCGCCACACCGAGCAUGACAACCAACAACACUUCGGCGAACGCGAACAUGGCCGCCAGCCCCCCGACAUCGGAGAAUCAAUUCCCCAGACCAUUGUCCACCAUCCCACCUGCGUCGUCCUCUUCUGUCACAGGGGGAUACGUUGGUACUCCCGCUUACAAUUUCCCGGCGGUGAACAUGACCCCUGAUGUCGGUACGGACGGUAGUCUCAACGGCGGUGGUGGUGGCGGCGGUAGUGGUGGUAUGAUGAUGUCGUUCGUCGACGGUUUUUCACCGUUGGGUUCGUUACCGUGGGAGUCGGCGACGAAUCAAGAUUUUGAGAUGAUGAUACAUAGGUUUCCUGAAUCGUGGCCUGUAUGA
Exophiala spinifera is the source of this 2349-nucleotide messenger RNA. RefSeq lists its product as uncharacterized. The coding region runs from base 1 to 2349 and encodes 782 amino acids. Gene Ontology annotation, biological process: regulation of DNA-templated transcription; DNA-templated transcription. The transcript has 4 exons. The record is from RefSeq and is a predicted model, not a curated record. Gene Ontology annotation, cellular component: nucleus. Lineage: Eukaryota; Fungi; Ascomycota; Eurotiomycetes; Chaetothyriales; Herpotrichiellaceae. Gene Ontology annotation, molecular function: DNA-binding transcription factor activity, RNA polymerase II-specific; zinc ion binding; transcription cis-regulatory region binding.